This is a messenger RNA of Paramuricea clavata, 10195 nucleotides long. The record is from the annotation of a GenBank genome assembly. NCBI's taxonomy places the organism in Eukaryota, Metazoa, Cnidaria, Anthozoa, Malacalcyonacea, Plexauridae.
AUGCAGAAGCAAGAAAAUGAGUCAAGCGACAGCCAAUUACAAACCUGUCACCAUCCAGCAAGUGAUGAUACAGUAUUACUUACCAGUGAUGAAGACAAAUCUAUGAGUACAAAUGAAGAAGAAUCUAUGAGUACAAAUGAAGAAGAAUCUAAGAGUACAAAUGAAGAAGAAUGUAAGAGUACAAAUGAAGAAGAAUCUAAGAGUACCAAUGAAGAAGAAUCUAAGAGUACAAAUGAAGAAGAAUCUAAGAGUACAAAUGAAGAAGACAGGGCUGAAGGGCAGAUGUACAUUGAAGAGAAGAUCCAUCCUGCAAACACAGAAAUAAAUUAUGGUCCUAACCAGGAUGAAGCAGAAGAUGAAAAUUAUGUCAUAGGAGAAGAUGAAAGAAAGAAAGUCAAGUUGUCGGAAAAUACUAAUCUACCCUCGCAAAAACGUGAAGACAGCAAAUCAGAAGAGGAUAGAGAAGUUGAGGAAAUAUUUAGUUUGACACAAACAGAACCCAUGAAUACCAACAUCAUAGUGGAAGAGAAGAAAAAUGUUGAGUACAAAGAAGUGGACAUGGAAACGAAAAAUUCUUCAAAUGCCGGUUUGUGCUUUAAAUGUAUCUGGUGCAAUUUAUAUAACUAAGAAGAAAGAAACAUUCCAAGAAUAUAGCACCCUUCAAAACAAAAUACAGUCAGAUUUAAUUUCAAAGAAUAAAUCAUAUAUUCCAAGAGAGGACUAUGAGGCAUUAGUUUCCGUUGCGCAAGGGGAACCUGAAAAGGAACUAUUAAAACAUACUUUGUGUAGUUCUCAGAAUAUUUCAAGAAGGGAAGCUAGUAAAGUGUAUGGGAUAUCAAAACUGAAAGAGAGCUAAUAAAAUCGACAAAACUGCGAUCGCUAUGAAGGAAAUAAAAGAGAGACACUCUGCUUUGGCAAAAUUAGAGAAAAAAACUUUUUUACUUUCUUGUGGGGAAAAUGUUGAUGAGUUCUUGACAAGUAGUAGUUCAGAUUCAUUUAUUGAAACAGAUACUGAACUUAGUUCAAGUGAUAGAGUGUAUUAAGUGAUGUAGAAGAAAAUACGUCGACUGAAAUCCAAGGCAACAAUGGUAUAUCAUAUACUACGAACAUAGCAGAUAAACAUAAAAGUGAGAGUAAUAUUCAAACAGCAGUGAACAUACUAAGAGAAGUGUCGUUAAAUUGGUUUGCUUUUGUUGUCCUAGUGCGGUCCAAGUUUGUUUCUGCAGACGGAGGUAUGCUAGAUUCGUUGAUGAUUGAAGUUGCCUCACGGUUGCCAGAACUUGGAUUUGAUGAAGAGGAAGUUGCGCUGAUCGACGAAUCACGGGUUGCUUAUUUAGAAACAAUUCGACAGAAUGAAAUUAACAUGGAAGCUAUGUCAUUUUCUUGUACCGACUCUAGUGCAGAGGAAUCAGAAGAAGAGAACCAGGAACGUAUUCAACACAAGGAGAAAUUACAGACAAAAUUACGAAAAAUAAAAGACCGGUCCAGAAAGAGAAUGGUUAAGGAAAUUGAGGGAAAACGCUUCCUUCGGAAGAAAAUUUCUAAAUCUACAAAAACCAUAUUGAAUAAGUACAGUGAUAUUGGUGAAAUCAUUGAGAAAAUUGUCGAAGAAUGUGAUGUAGGCGCCGAUCGUUGGCGCAGAACUGGUGUCUACACCUUUUCUGGUGAUGCUAAAUCGUCAAAGCGGAUUACUUUUGGCAAAAUUCAACGAAAGCUCGAAGAGCACUAUGGAAGGCGCUUCAGCUAUGGUACUGUAGUACAAUUGUGUGUCCCGAGACAUAAACGCCAUCGGUCGUCUAGGCGUUACUGCGGUGUUGCCAAUGUGAAGUACAUGAGAGCAAGAAAAGGAUUUACUUUGAAAUUUAACCCUGAUUGCAAAUGGUCUCGCUCAAUGUACAAGUCUUUAAAUAAAUUACAAACGGAUGGGAAGAACAUGGUGCUUGUGAAUAGAGAUGGCCAAGCAGGUUUUCGUCUGGAUUCCACCUUUACCCACAAGAACUACCCUUCGUUAUCCGUAAAGCCAACAGUUACAACUCGCACUGACUUCUUAAAUAAAUAUCAGGCUCAGUUGCAGGUCACAAGCUACAACUUCUCAAAGACUACAACAACAGACGAACGUUACUGUGUGCUGGGGUGGUAAAAGCGUCUGGGCUUCAUGAAAAGUCUCCUGCCCAGCAUGGAGCAGACAUGUCAGUUAUUGAAAGCAUGGAUGUGAUAGCGUCAGCAUUUUUAGAUGAUAACGGAGAAUACAAAGAAAUUGAGUGCGUUAGAGUGGAUGGCGCGACAGACGAAGGCCGUUCUCAUGCUGAAGUGCAAUUUAUCUGGUGCGAGCGCCAUGUAAACAGGAAAACAAAGGUAACACUUGUAACAACUCGGUGUAUCGGGGAUAGUUAUUUAAAUCGCGUCGAACUGCAAAAUGGAUGUUUAAGUCGUGGACACUCGAACACAUUCAUUCCGUCUACUUUACAUGGUGUGCCUUAUUCAGAAAAUGGGGAAUUUGAUAAGAAAUUACAUGGAAAGAACAUGUCUGCUGCCUUGGAUCAGUACAUUAGUCGAGUUGAUGGCACUCCAUGUAUGAAGACUGUAAUCCAUUUGGCAAGAGGUGCCGAAAACCAUGAUUUUGUGUCACGGAGAAGUAAGCUUAUGGUGUUUAUUAAAGGAAAUAAAACGGAAAAGCAAAAUUUGCAGAAGGAAGACCCUACAUUAUUUAAAUAUUUCUCGGAAAUUUGGAAAGUACGUGAUAAUCACAUGGAUAAAAGCUUGCCUGAAAAAUAUGUUUUUAUGCUGAGGUGUUGUGGUAAAUCCACGUUUAAUCCCACAUCCACGGUGUCAGGAAGGUACAGUGCGAUUGAAAAUUAAUACAGGCAAUUUCAGGAAUUUUACUUGAGUCAUAGCGAAUCUUUAUCUUUCGUUCUCUAUAGAAUCCCGAAGACAAAAUCCUGUAGUGGGUACGUCAUUUGCAGGCAGUUUUUGUUUCUGUGGUUUCUCUGAAGGGAAUAAAAGGUAAAUUUUCCUCUGUUUUACCAUGUUAGAAUCACAGGAUUGCCAUCCCUUUAACUAUUUAUUCAGCUGAUGAGAUUUGGGGUCCACCAGCUUUUUUCCUAGUCGUCCCAAAAACACUGCUAUCACGUUUCCUAGUCCAUUCAUUUUUAACAUUUAUUAUUGUAUUAUUUUUUAUUAUUAAUGUUUAAUAAAACAUCAUGCAUUGCAUAAAAUGCACUGCAUAAAAUGCACUUUUUAACUUGAUUUUUAGCUUUAUGAUUUGCUGUGAUCAGUGUGGUCAGUGGUAUCAUGGAAAAUGCAUAAAUGUCACAGAAGUGGAAGCAGAAACCAUUGAAACUUACGUCUUCAAUUCCUGCAAAGAACAUGGUACAGUAUGCAAUGUUUGCACAAUUUAUAUUUAACCAAACGUUAAACUAAACAUUUCUAUGAAAAAAUCUGGGGAUGGCUGGCCAACAGAAAUGUUUUUAAAUUUUGAGCUGAGCUUUGUUUUUAAAGGUAUAAGAAAUCUUCCAAUUCUUACAAGCUGGUAUCCAGAAGGGCCAUCAUUCAGUUUUUUCCCAUACCCAGUAGUCGAUGUUACACGAUCAUGGGGAAGGAUGGACUGCACAAGCUGCGUUGGUGUUUUCUGUGGUCAUUAUGUUACAGAUGUGUCACAGUUACUAAAUUUGCAUGCAGUUGGUAAAGCCAUAAGGUGUCCGCCACCGAGUGAAAUUUUAGCAGAAUAUUAUAGAAAAUUAAACGAUAGAUGCGUGGAGGAAGCAGAUGUUGACAUGCUUGCAAAAAAAUGUUUGCUGUCAUCAGAUGAUGUAAAGCUAUGGCUUGAGCAUUUAACACAGGUGUCAAUAAACAGGAAGAGAGGAGCGGAAAAAGCGAAAGCAACAAGAAAAAAGAACAAGGAAAAACUGUCUAAUUUAAAGAGGCUGUCAAGUCCGUUCUUGCUCAUGCGCGUGUUUUGUUUACAUUUUUGUUUCAAACAAUAGAUCAUUUAAUUAGAAUUCCUAUCUCUGGGGCCCACAGAUCGGAAUUUUAAUUAAAUUAUCUAUUGUUUGACACAAAGAAUUUUCCACUCCAGUGCAUGUCGUCAGUGGAACAAGUCAGACUUGUCAAUUAAGAGCAUUGCCUCUUAUGCAAAUUUUAGAAAAGUAAUACACUCUAGCUUUCAGGAACAAUAUUGUUCAAUUGAACACUUCUGCAUGGAAAAGACUUAUUAAAAAAUUCAGUAUUUGUACAAAUUUGGUAGAUUUAUUUUAUUGCAUAGCUUAGUGAGGACCAUCAUGAAAACUACUGGGUGACCAGUAAUGGUGUUUUUUACCCUCGGCAAAUAAAGUAUUUUGACUUUGACUUUGACAAAAAAUGUAAACAAAACACGUGCGUGAGCAGAACGGACUAGACAGCCUCUUCAAAAUGCCAUGGACACUUAAAUUCGCGGAGUGUUAGAGUUCAGGCAGACUUUAGGUUUGCAAAAUUGAAAUUAUUUUUCAAUAAUCCGAGUUUUAGGACCCCAUUUACACGGUACCGGACAAAUUUAGGUCGGGCUGAAAUUCGCCCUUUCUCGCUUGUUUACACGCGAAUUCGUCCUGCUUAAUAGGGGGUCUCAAAUCCAUCCAGUUCCGUGGUUCUUGUGUAUUAAACGGAAUGCCAAAACGGACAAAUUUCAGCCCGGUUCCAAAUUCGUCCGAUACCGUGUAAACGGGGUCUAAAUGUUUGCCACAUGCACAUUCAAAGUUUAGAUAUUUAGAAUUUUUUUUAUAUGAUAUUGAGUAUAAGGUCAAUUAAAGCUGCUUACAUUUUAAUUUUCCUCGGGGAGACAUUUUUGGGACACACUAUAGAAUCGAUCUUUUUCAAUCCGAAAGCAGGGAAUGAAAUUGCGCAAAUUUAAGAAUAAGCGAAAAUUAUUACCUGUGCAGGGUUCGAAUUAAUUCUGAAAAAAUAGUUCGUGAAUUAAUUUUUUUUAUUUUAAGGAUAUUUUAAGGAAUUUUCAAGGAAUUUUCUCUAAUUGGAAGUUAAAAAGUGGAAGCACUGCAAUUUUCAAAUAUAUAAAUAUAAUAUACCUCGCAAACUCGCAAAUAGAAUUUUGCAUGGGUGGAAUUAUAAUCGUAUACUCUUUGCCGACCGUAUGGUUUCGCAUUACAUUACGACUUAAUUUUUCUAUUGUAAAUAUCUCGGCGAGUAUUUACCCCCCUUUUAAAUAAAAGCCAUCAUUGAAACCCUUACAAAAUAACCUUUCGAACGGGGGGUUAAGUGCCGUCAAAACAUUACACAAACCGAAACAAUCAUAUAUUUACUCACCGCCUGGCCAAAGAUUCUGAAUUUCAUAUCCAGAUAAUCUUGAAUUCUCUUGAACUUUUCGUCAUGUCUGAGUGGCUAUAUGUGUAAUACUCUUUGUAUUCAAGCGCUUUCGUGUACAAAAUUUCGUUUGAAUACGGUGGUUCGUGAAAAAUGAAAAUUGAUUCGUGAUUCACGAAUCACGAACCAUUAUUUCGAACUCUGCUGUGCCAUGCGAAUAUAAUUUAUGAUUUCGUUGUUUAACCACUCUUAGCAAGAUUCAUGUUAUAUAAUAUUCCAUAGCAGUUUAAUUUAAUAUUAUAAUGUUAUUAAAUUACUAUGUCUAUGAUAUGCCAUUAAAAGUUUAAUUAACGUUUAAAAUCGUCCCGGGGGUGGGACAUUUUCCACUCUCAGCUUGCCCAGGAGCCGUGCAUUAGUCUCCUAGUUGUGUCCCGGCACCCGGGCAUUUGCACAAUCGUAACCGAUAAAAUCGAAUUCCCGGGUGUGUUCCCGGGGGGGGAUGGUUACUCCUGGAAUUGACUCAUGCAUUAUGCUCACUCCUGAGUCCGAUACAUGUGCAUAUUUACAUAAUAAUAAUUUAAAUAACAGCUAUUAAAUACGAUAUUACACUUACCAUGUUAUGUUUCUUUAUAUUUGACAAUGUCUUGCCUCGUAACACAGCCAAAAAUCCUGUAAAAUUCUGUUAUUUUUCGUCGCAAAUUUUGAGAAACUUUUAAAACCAAGAUGGCGGCGCUGCAUUUUUUCGCCAAGGCCUGGUCGCUAAGUUUUGAGAGCUGUUCCUAAAAAAUACGCGACUUUGUAAAAAGUCUCCUCUUAACUCUAUUGAUAAAUUCAAAAUGUUCCGCGAAUUUAUCAUAAUGAUAAAUUCGGACGUGUUUAAGAAUUUACUCAUAUAGUAAAUUCAAAGGUGGAGCUCAUGUUGGAGAAAGCAGGAGUGAUAUCUACAAAAUUUAAUGUAAAAUUUUGUGUCGAAAAUAACAUGCAACAUGAUCGGUUAAUACGUGUGUAAGUGUAUUUAUAACGCAAUAAUAAAAAUGCGCUGAGGUCUGGCGCACUGCCUUACUCGCUCUGUAUUUUUCCACUUCAUCUCUGCUUUUUAGGCAAAAUAUAAACAAACCUAUAAAUUUUUUAAAAUACAAAAUUUAUCAGAAAGCAAGAAAGAAUAGACAGAAGGAACAAAGUAGUUUCAUGUAUAGUUCUACGUAUCAGCUAAACCAGAAUUCAUCGUUUUUGUUUGUGUCUUAAUUUGACAAGACUUGAGGUAAAGCAACAAUUAACGAAAACCUUCGAUGGAAGCUAGGUGCAGGACGAAGAGGAAUUCAAAAUGCUACAGAGUACCACACGCAGAGAUCCGACUCCUUGUCGAUGCCAUUAAUGUCUGCAUAACUGUUUGUCGAACCACAAUUUCAUCAUCAAAGCUAUUAAACGUCGCACUCAUCGCGAGAACGUUAUUUAUUGUACCCGUUUUGAAGGAGAAUAAUAUUGUUAAUUAAUGUCGGUUAAGUAGUUGGUAUACUAGCCUGGCUAUUGUGUAAAUACGCCAUAUUACGGAACUUGGAACAUCACACAGUUUUCAAUAUAUUCGUGAUUUUUAAUUACUCUACCACUGAUAUGCAACACCUAAUGUAAAUUUAAUAUUUUCCAUCCACAAUGCGAUCCGUGACAAGGGUAAAAGGUAUAUGACCUCCGUCGCCUCCGCAUAUUUCUGUAGUUUGCACAAUCUUGGAACUAGGAUAGUUAUAGAUGCAUGGUGCAUUGAUACAGCAAUAUGUCAUUAGAAUAAAACGCGCAUAAAAGAACCAGUGGACUAUGAACCACAAAAUAUUAACGUACUUUCGUUGCAAGAGAAAGCAUAAAUAUUCCGGCAGGUACCUAUUUUAAUAUUGCAAAUGUCGGUUGUUCAUAAUCAACAAUGGUAAAAAGUCCAAGUUUUAGAGGUCGCGCGCGUUGGACGUAAUGUACAUUCAAUUAUCUGGCACUUUGAUAGUUCAUAAAAGACCUUCAAAUUGCGUUUCAAACCUACCAUUUUUGUGCGCAAGGGAUUUUUAAAGUGGUUUUAAAAAAACACUCUUGCUGCGCUUUUGUGAUAUAAUUCAUGCAGAUUCCGAAAUUCGUCAAUGUAUUUUGGUAGACUUGUUAUGUUCAAAGAAGCUGUUUUGAAGUUUCGGAUAACCGGUCAUGUUGAUUGUCAAUAUAAUUUGAAUUUGAAUUGUGCUUAUAGGGUAGGGUUGACUUUCUAGUUUCGCACAUUGUGGUUUAUUAAUUCAAUAUUGCUUGUGUGAUGUUACUCUGAGUGUAUAUAUAUAUCCACACCGGCCAAGCUUGAAAACUAUGCCUGGCCACGGUGGGUAGAGCGUUGGCCUAGUAUUUCCAAGGUCGUAUGUUCAAUUACCGCCGUUGGAAUAUACACUCAGAGUAACAUCACACAAGCAUCUUAUUCACUUGAGGACAUUAGGCCAACACAGCAAGUAUCAUGAUUAUUAGAGUACACUGACAUCAAAGGAACUAGACUCAGUUCCCGAAGGAACUAGACUCAGUUCCGAAAUAUCGCAUACUCGAACCGACCUGACCACGUAGCUCAGUUGGCAGAGCGUUGAGUUAGUAUUCCAAAGGUCGUAUAGGUUCGAUUCCCACCGCGACCUGGCAUAUUUUUCAAGCCUGCCCGGUGUGAAUAUGCACUCAGAGUAACAUCACACAAGCAGCUUAUUCACCUGAGUACAUUACACCAACACAGCAAGUAUCAUGAUUAAUUAGAUUACACUGACAUCGAAGGAACUAGACUCAGUUCCGAAAUAUCGCAUACCCGAACCGACCUGACCGCGUAGCUCAGUUGGCACAGCGUUGGGCUAGUAUUCCAAAAGUCGUAUGUUCGAUUCACCCCGUGGCCAGGCAUAUUUUUCAAGCCUGCCCGGUGUGGAUAUACACUCAGAGUAACAUCACACAAGCAUCUUAUUCACCUAAGUACAUUACACCAACACAGCAAGUAUCAGAAUUCAAUAUUGUUGGUGUUGCCACGUAUUUUAAUUGAUUUUAUAAUUUUGUAAAAAUAGCCAAUAGCGCAAGCUUGGAGCUCAUUUAGUCAAUUCUUGAGGAAUUCGAUCAUGUUCUUUGUAACAUUGCCGUUCCCUGGCUAUUUAAAUGUAAUCCCUAUUUAAAUGUUAGUGUGCCAAAUAAACUGUCACUUGAAUUUACCGCACAAAGCCUAUAGCUAAUAACGCAUUAGUUUUAUCUAUCUAAAUGUUGAUAACUGGGUCUGAUAUGAGACAGGCGUUGUCCUUUUGUUGAUUCUAUAAAGGACUAUAAAGGACUAACAUUCGUGAUACUAGAGACCUUUUUUGAAUCGAACAUCCUUGCUAUUGAUUUACUAACGUUCGAUUUCUUAUUUCGAACAGUAUGUCAGGUGUCAACGUGAUUUUUGGUUCCCCUAGGUUGGAAUAGACCGAGUUGAAUCGGCUUAACUGCCCUAAUUAGGUUGUAUUUUUCGUUCUCCAUGUAUUUAACUUUAUUUUGUAAGCAUGUCACAGCUUAAAAUAUAGUGGCAUUUCUUGGGCGUAAUUCUACGUUUUUCAUUUUUAAGCUCAAUAUCGAUCUGCUGGAGGUUGAGAAUUACAGUAACUGCUGGCAGCAAGUUCAUAUAUACAGUUCUGAACGUAUAUAUCAAUACAUGAUGCCGUCGAGCCUCUUAUGACUUAUGGUUAUUACAGUAAGUGUCACUUUGUAUUAACCCCUGUUUAUUUAGCACUAUGUUCGGCAAACCAAUUCAUCGUGGAGAGAGGAAGGGCAGGGGAGAUGCAGGGGGGGGGGGCACAGGAGCAGUCGCUCAGUAAUAUUAUUCACAACAUCUAAGUAAAAGCCGUCGGAUUUGAAAUAUAAAUUUUGCAUGUAUAAUUAUAUCCAUUUUUAAUGUAUAAGCACGUUCCAUGAAAGAAAAAUGGUAAUUGGAAUGCAUUUAUUUGGUAAGCUAAAGGUAUCCGGUUAAAUUCGAGGUAAAUGUUGGGCAUCCAACAUGCUGUAGACGUGACUUAGCCGCUCAAAAUAAUUCAUGACAAGCUGCAAUUGGCUUUAUUUUCAUUAACAUGUUUUUGAAAAGACCGCCCUCAGUGUUUUUUCCACCUGCUUAUCUCAUUAUUUAGUCACUUGCUCCACGACUGGCAUACAGUAAGCACGUUUUACAAUCUUGAUCAUGUUUAAAAUGCUAACAUUGACCAUACUGAUGCUGAUGCUUAGAAUUGCAAACAUCAAUGGACAGACCUGUUCUCCCAGGUAUUACGAGACAAUCAGAAGAGGUUAGUUUUCCGUUUUUAUUCAGUAAAUAAAAAUAUUGCCUCUAAAACAAAAUAAAACAUAUACAGUCAUGAUAAUCUUCUAUUUUCUAUAAGUUUCUAUUAACCAGUCGAAACUUUAAACUUUGGACUUUUUACUUUUACACAGCAGGUUCAUUUUUACCUCCAAAUGAAGUCAUAUCGAGUCACAAUGUUGGAAAUUCAGCUGUCCAGAUAAAGUGCUACAAUCUCUGUAAGAAAGAAACAAAAUGUGUUGGGUUUAACUACAGAAUUACAACAAUCAAUGUUGAAAACUGCCAACUGACCAAUGUUACUAAAAAGAGAGACACAACAGAGACAGGAGAUUGGACAUUAUUACGCGACAUUGAAGCGGUAGGUUAGAAUUUUCUUCCUUUACUUCACGUCUUUAAUUUAAUUAAUAAUAAAUUGCAUACGGCGCACUCACAAGUGAAUCAUUAAGAAACUACGCAAAACUUUACUUAAGCUAUUCUUCUACAGUAGGCAGGACCAUGCCUGUUUUUCAUACCAAGACGAUUGAGGUCAUUUUGGAGCCAGUCGCACAACAAGUUUCUCAACUUGAGGAGACUGAAAGCGGUCUGGUCAAUGAUCUUAAAUGCUGCUAA